UCGCAUAUUUUUCAAGAUUUAUAGUUCCAUGAAUUCUCCAUUCAACGUCACCAAUCAAUAAUGUCCGAAAUGUCAGAUUAUAUCAGAAAAAGAGCUUCUAGGCCUAAAGUCAGGUCGGGUUGCGUGACUUGCAAAUUUCGAAGACUUAAAUGCGAUGAAGGAAAACCAGCUUGUUUUCGAUGUUCUAAUUCCGGGAUUCGAUGUCGUGGUUACACUAUACAAGCAUCAAUAUCAACGAAAAAGAAAGAAACUGUUCGACAAAGCCUAGUUCCUAUACGCCCGGCACCACCAACUCUACCAUAUCAUCAACUGUCUUACCUAAAUCUUAGUCAGCAAGAAUGGCUAUACUUUCAAGACUUUACUUCUGCGACUUCUACCGAUCCAUAUGGCAUGAUCGCGGACACAACACGCCGUACAGCCAGAUCGAUCGAGUCAUUCUUUUGGACCGAAGUCGUUCUCCAGGAGAGCUUUUUUACGCCAUGUAUUAGUCAUGGAAUUGUCGCUAUUUCUGCCCUUGUGCGGAGCUUUCAGAUGGACACCAUCAGCUCACAAAAAACUCAAGAUCAUGAACAAUUCGCUCUUAAACAAUACGGCAAAGCAUUGCAGUCAACGAGAGACUUCAUAGCAGACACAAAAAGUACACCUGAACGUUCAAGAACACUGUUUAUUGCCGCUACGAUACUAGCCCACUUUGAUUGCUUCUAUGGAAAUCGAGAUCUAGCAACUUCUCAUAUGCAAUGUGCCCGAUCAUUGCUUACGAAAGAGACCUCAAAACUCCUGGACUAUAGAUUCGUUAGUAUCCUGAUGAGUCUCGAUAGUGUCAACUACUCCACUAUGGGCUUCGAAUCGGAGUUCUCUUAUCGCCAAGCUAUAUUUGGAAAAGAGCAGAUUUAUAUCCCGGAAUUCUUCUCUAGUAUAGAGGAAGCAGUCAAAACUCGAAGUGUACUUGUCACAAGAGCCAACAACCUCUACAUAGAGAUGUUCAAAUAUAGAUUCACACCGAGAAGAAAUAUUCCUCGCUCGGCCAUCAAGCUGAGAGACUAUUAUGUAGCGGAAUUGAGACAAUGGGAUACUGUCUUCCGUCGAUCUACAUGGAUGUCCGAUUGCAAACCUAAUAUCACUGGACAUCCGGUGCUAAGACCUGAAUCAUUGAGAAUGCGAAUAUUAAUCAGUAUUAUCAAGCUUGCCACAAGUCUCAACGAACCGCAAUCGGUCACGGACGAGCUCCUGGAGCCAUUUCAAUAUAUCGUCUCUUACACGCGAGAUAUCAUUGACUAUGAAAAAUAUUUGUUGCGAAGCAAAUCAUCAUUUAAUUUUGAUAUUCGCACCACGAUACCAUUAUUCGAAGUCGCAUUGUACUGCCGCAAUUCGCCGGCAUUACGUGGUGAAGCAUUGAAGCUACUAAUUUCUUCUCAUCGGCGAGAGGGCGCAUGGGAUAGCCGCGUGAUUGCAAGAAUCGCGAUAUGGAAGAUGGCACUUGAACAACCAGGAAUGGAUGAAUUUGGAACGAUUCGUGAAAAUGCAAGAUGCUAUGGAGAGUCUUUUGAGGUCGAUCGAUGGAGUAAAGAAAUUCGGGUUACAUGCAGGCAGAAUGACGAGAGGUUACCUGAGGGCUACCGCAUAGUGACAGGAAUACUUCAAUAUGGAGAAAUAGCGGAUGAGCUCUUUCGCUCGAGUCUAGACCGGGUUACACCUUCGAUUCUGUCGCCAUAACAUCUAAUUAUCAUCUAUUAUAAGAUGUUUUGUUGUAUCUACUCAGGUUCAUCACUAAUGUUAAUGCCAAUAGUAUCAACAAUCAUCUCCGGGAAGCUGUAAUGCCGCUUUCAAUCGUUGCCAUUAGUUCCAUCUGCAUUGCAUGUAAAAUCGACCGAUUUCCGAUAGCUCAAUCAGUUUCCUGAUUGGAGGGGAAGGCGUUGUCAGCAUGACACACGGAACAAACCAAAAUUACUGGUUUUAUCUUAUCAACCACCUAAAAGCUGUCAAGGUUUCAUUAUGAUAUAUUGCCAGGAGUACAUAUAAACAUUAUAUUCGCGGAUUAAAUGAAGGGGAAAUUUACAGUAAACAACAUAACCCGCAUGUUCAAGAUUAUCGGUGCCGCUUUGGUCGGCUACUUGUUAUUAGCUUUGGGAAUUUGAUAGAAGAAAACAGUAAUUAGCCUUACCCGUCUCAGAUCUAUCAGUAGCAAUCGCUUAAGCUUGGUAUGGGCACCCACCACGGACCAAGAUCGCUUCUGCAUACAACUUUGUGGGUUAGAGAAACUUAUGCUCGGUACAGUCAGACGCCAAAGCUUCCACACAAAUUUAGAAUCACCCCUUGGUGUUAUCGGCAUGGGCCGUAACCAUAAGUCCCGCCUAUAACGAUUUUAAUACGUCAGCUUACGAGAUGUCUUUCUUCGGUGUGUAUGCAUGCUAUUUUGUAGGAUUUACUUGCCUACGCUGCCGCCAGACGCGCUAAAUUUGUGCUAUUCAAACAGGGAAAAUUAAGAUCUGGAUAUAGCAGAUCCCAACACC
Botrytis byssoidea is the source of this 2510-nucleotide messenger RNA. RefSeq lists its product as uncharacterized. Gene Ontology annotation, biological process: regulation of DNA-templated transcription. The transcript is spliced from 3 exons. Bases 61 to 1713 code for a protein of 550 amino acids. Gene Ontology annotation, molecular function: DNA-binding transcription factor activity, RNA polymerase II-specific; zinc ion binding. NCBI's taxonomy places the organism in Eukaryota, Fungi, Ascomycota, Leotiomycetes, Helotiales, Sclerotiniaceae. The record is from RefSeq and is a predicted model, not a curated record.